AAAACAGAAUGUGAAAACAAGCUGGUCUAACGCAAGAGAGAACUCAACUUUCCGGAUUUUCCCAUUGUGAUGUCACACCAAAUGGUGUAGAUAUUUACGUACUAUGUAUGGUCGUCGUUCCUCUUUGGAUUUUAGCAGUAGUUAUAGAUUGAGUUUAGCCUAGACUGCCUGCAUCAGCAAGAAUUUUGACAAAUGUAGUUACCAAUCCACCCCUGAAUAACAGAGAAAAUAUUCAACCAUGCCGUCCUACGAUAGAUAUGGGACCUCGUCAACUGGAAGGUCCUAUGGCUCGUAUUACGACAUGGGGACUGGCAAGAAUUACACACCCUCAUCCUCCUACGGAGCUUCCUCUCGUGCGUACACCCCCUCCUCCUCCCGGCCCUCCUACACACGGACGGCCAGCUACGACCCACCCAAGUACAGGUCCGCUUCGAGCGUCAGCGACACGAUUAAAAAAUUCGGCGCCUCGGACCCCAAGUACUCAUCCACAGGUUAUGCCGCAGACAGGUACCAAUCCUCGGCCGACAAGUAUCCCAGUCUGGACAGGUACUCCAGCAGGAGUGGGUACAUGUCCGACUACGGGGGUGGGAGUCCCUACGGCUCGUGGGACAGGGCUUCUACGAGAAGCUCAAACAGCCGAUACGGCGGCGGAAGUCGCGAGGCGUCGCCAGUGAGCACACGGUCCUCGCGAUAUGAUUACAGCAGCAGCGCCUCUGGACCCUACUCGACCUACUCCUCCUACAAAAGCGGCUCCGACGCCUCGCCGGUUCCUAAGCCGCCGGCCCGAAGUUACGAGCGCCAAUCCUCCCGCGGUUACGAAGCGCCGGCUAACGACACAAAGGCAUCCGUGAGCGGAGGUGGGAGCACAGGUGCGGCGAGGGUUCCAGGAUUACCUGUGGGCAGGCAGGAAGCCAGCAGCAAGCGGGGCAGGCGGGGGGUGUCCGUGAGCAGUGAGUCAGACGACAGUGCGCCUGAGGCCGAGAAGCGGGACCAGACCGUGCGGUACCUCAUUUGCCGGGGGACGUCUCCGAUACCUGAAGGCGAGCCCAAGGAACCCAAGGUGAAGGACAAGGCUAGUAUUUCGAGGACCAGACGCAUUAAAGUUCCGGACAAAAGUCCGAUUCGUAUUGACAAACUCGGUUCGAAGAAAGGAAAUACAGAGAAAGGAACCGUCGAUUGCGCAACUCAGACAAACUUGGAUCAACCACAGGCCAGACGACAGCGCACCUCGUCCAACUCAAGUUUCGCGCCAAGCGGGGGUGCAGGAGGCGGAGGGUCUGGCAGCACGAGUCAACCAGGCGAGACGUUCUACAAGUACAGGGACAAGGUGCUGGGAGGGCCCGCCCCCACUCAUGGCUACGGCAAGGGGAGCGGGCCGUCCACGCCCUCCUACUCCAAGACACCGUCUACGCCAGCGUCUCGCAACAGUUCUCGGUCAACUCUAAAGGACGAGCCGCGGAGGAGCUACGCCGACGAGGGUGUGAGUACUCCUCCCAAUGAGCGCUCGUGGAGGCAGUCAGUCUACGGCGAGCCCGCACCGAGAGGUAGCACACGGAGAGAGGAAGACAUGGAGGAGGAGGAUGAGAACGACACCGAUGACCGCAGCAGCCGUCACGGGCGUCGCCGGCGAGAGGGACCACGCACCAGCACGCCGAGCACCCUGAGGGACAGGGAACAAGACCACGGCAGCGCCACGGACGACAAGCGAUCUUCACGCAAGUCAAAAGCCUCGAGGUCCAGCUCGCGAGAAGACAUGCUUGACGAUCGACCCCGCAGGAAGAGACAUUCAAGCAAAGAGCUCCUGGACGAGCGUGAACCGGAAGGAGGGGACAAACCCCCUUUGACUCCCGAGACAUUGUCACUCAGGGACAGCAUCGAGAAGGUUCAUCAGUGGAAACAAAAUCUCCCGCCGCCGGAGCCGUUAUCCCCAGAGAGCCGACACGUCAAGCGUCACCCGGGAGUCGGGGCAGAGAGCCGGGGUGAGGUGUACGAGGAGCUGCCUAGCCGGGCUCGCGUGCCCCGGCAGUACAGCAACCGUGAGGAGUCGCCACCUUUACCCAGAGAUGACUCGCCGUCCAGGAAAACCCGUCACAAGGCGUCCCGGCAUGCGUCACGACAGAACUCCCACGACAGUAUUCUAGACGAGGAUGAAGACGACGACCGGGAGCAGAGAUUACCCAACAAAGAUUUCCGGAAGUCGGAACUCAACAAGGCCGAGCACUUCUACGAGGAUCCCGAGGCUUUCGAGCGAGAGUUAUCGCCCGGCGAGGCGAGGAGACGACAGAGGAGAAGCGAUGGUUUCGAUCACCCAGGGGGUCAAAAGAUGAAAAAAUCCGGCAGCUCGUCCGAAGCGUUUUCGAAAGAAGAUUCCCCAAGCCGACACCGUCACAGCGGAAUCCAACGCCCAGUAGCAGACGACCACAAGCGUUUGAUCCGCGACAACUCCAGAGACAGCCUUCUGGACGAGAGACGCCGCUCCAGGCGCGAGCAGCACGACAACGACAUCAGCGACAGCAACGGGUCACAGUUCGGGUUCAACAGGGAGGAGUCGCCCAACAGACGGAACAGCAAGUACAACCGGCACAGCCGGCAAAACUCGCGGGAAGACGUGCUGGACGAACGAGGGCAGAACUCGGCCAGGCAGAGACCAAACCAGCUGGGCGUCAACGCGGACGGAGGGCGAGUACCGCAAUCCGUGUCCAACCAGUCUUUGCCGGAUAUCGUGCCAAGUCCGGACAAUGAGUGGGUCGGAAGUCCGGACCAACCGAAACAAAGCAAGCAGUACAAAGGUCAGAGGUCAGGGAUGAUCGGUGAAGUCGACGACAUCGACAGCGUCUUGAAUGGAAACCGGAAAUCGUUCAAGGGAGGCUACAACAUCAUGGACGAGCCCGUUCCACACACGUCUCACUACCCUCUGAAGCCGGCACCGGCCUCGCCACUGAGCCCGGGCCAGGACACCGACCGCAAGGCGCGCCCCAACAGCUACGCCUUCGAGAGGGACAAGCGACAGGGCGGGAACAACAUGAAGCAGUCCAAGUCCCACGGCGACAAGCUCAUCGACAUCGACGACGACAACGUCGAGGCGCAGAGAUCCGGACAGCUGUCAGCGCCGCCCGCUUCCGGUCAACGUGCACCGCGGCAGCCGUCAGCCACAGCCAAGCAGAUGUGGGGCAUCCUCCAGAGCAAGAAGGGCCUUGUGACCAUCACCGACUUCGUCAGCCUGUGCGAGAAGCCGGCGCCACAGAGGAAGCUCAUCACCGUGCCCGGAGCAGACGAGAACGACUUUGCCGGCUACAAGAGCGCUGAUGAGCUGCUGGAGAACAUGGGCGUGGACGUCAGGAAGCUUGAAGACUGUGCAUUACAGAUAUAUCGUUAUCACAGUGGAUCUCAAGCAGAUUUUGGUACAUACCUAGAUCUAGAAUCUACCUUGGCUGAACAAGCAGAUGAAUUAGAAGGAUUUAGUGAUCAGAGGAAAAACACGCUGAUAUUAAGGACACAGUUGACAGUGAGGGUACAUGCUAUUAUAGAAAAAUUGUUAAACUCCACUGGCAGAGAGCUAAGAAGGGCACUAUUUUCUCUCAAACAAAUUUUCCAGGAUGACAAAGAUCUUGUGCAUGAGUUUGUCAACAAUGAUGGGCUGGACUGUCUCAUCAAGGUGGGAACAGAAGCUGAUCAGAAUUAUCAGAACUACAUCCUCAGGGCAUUGGGACAAGUUAUGUUGUACGUGGAUGGUAUGGAAGGAGUCAUACGACACAACGCUACGGUCCAGUGGCUCUACUCUCUCCUGGCAUCAAAGGGUCGGCUGGUUGUGAAGACGGCCCUGAAGUUGCUGCUGGUGUUUGUGGAGUACACAGAGUCCAACACAACCCAGCUGGUCAAGGCCAUAAACUCGGUGGACAGCAGGAGGGGGCUUCACCCCUGGACCAACAUCAUGUCAAUACUCAAUGAGAAGGAUGGGGCUGACUCGGAGCUGCUGGUGUAUGCCAUGACGCUGGUCAAUAAGGUGAUCAGUGCCAUCCCAGACCAGGACACCUUCUAUGACGUCACUGACGCACUAGAAGAGCUGGGCAUGGAUGCCGUCACCCAGAGACACAUGCACAAGCAGGGGGCUGACCUUGACCUCCUGACACAGUUCCAGAUUUAUGAGAGUGCCUUAAAACAUGAAGAUGGAGAAGACUUUUCUGUGAUCUCAUUGGUUGAUAAUUUAAGACGAGUACCCAGACAAAAGAGUGAAGGUCAGCCUAGAAAAUCCAAGAGGCAUGAUGGUGGUAAGAAGAUGAGUAAAGCUCAGAGCACCUCCAGUAUACCACAGAUGGUGGCAGGUGCAGAGACACCAGCCGAGGCUUUCAGGAGGAGGAGACAGCAACAGAAGGAAGAGUCAAGUGUCCCGCCCCUAGAUGAGGUCGUUGACACUUACGGUCAGAAAGGCAGGAAACCUGCGCCUGGAGAGUGGGCCCCACCUGACACACAAGGGAACACAACCACUACCUCCCCACAGAAUCCACGAAGCCAACGCCGAAAUCGUCAGAAGACUUUAAUCCAAGAGCAGCAGGAACUGCAGGUGAAACCCAUUCCAGAGUUUCUCAAACCAUCUCACACAGCAGACCCCACGCAGAGGCCCCGCCGGAGCCUCCCCGCUCUCUUCACACCGGCUCACCAGCAGUCAGCAGCCAUUGGCUCACCUUCUGCAACACUCAACCAGCCACCUUACGAGAGUACUCGGCCGACUUAUGACAGUACACGGCCAUCUUCCGACAGUACUCGGCCAUCUUAUGACAGUACUCAGCAGUCUUAUAACAGUACCCAGCAGCCAUUGGGCAACAAUAACGAUACUACCAAACAAGAGUCUUUCAUUAGGGACAAUGUUGUACAAGUCAGUCCAAGGGAGGGUGUACCUAGAGGUCACCAGGAUAACUUAAUAGGGGGUAGAAGGAAUAUACCUGACCCAAGGAGUAGCAUGGAAGUUAAUAACACAGGGGACAGACUCAGUAAUAGUGGUAGGGGGAAUAACUGGGAAAAUAUAUCUAAUGAGACUGAAUUACAGAAUAGGCAAACACAGUACACUCAGGGUGGGAGGGAGAAGACUGAAGACAGCGACUGGUUUAAUAACAACAAAGAGGCCAUUGAAAUCUACAGUAAUAGGGUGAGUAGACAGAUGUUGAACAGGGAAAACGCAACUCUAGACUUCCGGAAUGAGACGUCGCAGCAGUACCAUUCUAGGGAAGAAAGUAACACCUACCCCAGUCACAGAGGGGGCAGAGAGCCCAGCAGUAGCUACUCUAAUUCCCCGCUGACAAACUUUUCUGGUGACCGUCACGCCCCAGGGUCAGCCGUACCCCCCAUGGUGAGCAAGUCAGAAAUAACUUACCGUGAUCCCUACUGGUCAUCCAUGUCUGACCUGCGCUCGUCAGUGUCGUCGUCCUUGAGCAGCAGCAGCAGCAGCUCCCACCAGGAGAUCCAGCACCAUCACCACCCCCACUUCUACAACCACCAGCACCACUCUGCCAGCCAUGACAGCCAGCUGUCCCAGCCGUGGAGCCCAGCUAGCAGUGAGUUGACAGCUGAUAACUUGAACUUCCAAGGUAAGGGCCCGCCCUACAAUGAAUCAGGGUACCACAGCUUUGCUGAGGCCCAGCUUGACCCCAACGCCAUGGAGACCAGGAACAACGCCAUCAACGACGAGCGCAGCGACUCAGUCCAGUCCAACAACCAGCGCUGGCAGAACUACAAGCAGGGGCACAACGGGGACGUCAAGAGUCCACUGUCACCUGUGGCCAAAACAGUGGAGAACGGGUUCCCUGGGUCAGGUGAGGGUCAGGUCAAGGGGAUGUUAAACAAACUGAAGGGCGAGGAUUUGAAGCUACCCAAAGAGGCCAUGAGGCCGGCAGGAGAUUCCAGUGGGUUGAUAUCUGCCGCUAAAGAUGGUCUGACACGGCAGAUAGCACAGAAGGUAACCCCCGCGCCUGAACCAGAGAAGAAGACGGAGAGUGACUUGCAGUGGGAUCGCAUACAGAGGAGACUCAAAAGGCAGCUGAUGAUUAAAGACAUGGACUUCACAGACCUGAAGGAUGAAGACGACGAGGAUGUUUUCUACACGCCCAAAAUGUUUGGUGACAAUGGUUUUGGGCCUCCGCCACCACCCCCAGGUGGCAUGCCACCACCUCCACCCAUGAUGGGCGGCCUUCCUCCUCCACCACCCCCUCCAGGUGGCCUCCCGCCACCCCCUCCUCCACCCGGGGGCCGUGGACCACCCCCUCCACCUUCCCCCAACACAUCAGCCCUCCCUCCCCCACCAGGGGCCAACCUAAAGAAAAACAAAAAGACAGUCCGCUUGCACUGGCGUGCGCUGGCUGUGGAGCCGCAUGCAGCUCUGAAAGGUGAGGUCAUCUGGAAGCAGCUGGUGCCCAUCACCAUAGACACAGACAAGCUGGAGCACCUGUUUGAGACAAGGACCAGUGAACUCAAGGCUAAGAAACAAGACGCCACAGGGAAGAAAGAAAUCACCGUACUGGACCCUAAGAGAUCAAAUGCCAUCAACAUUGGUCUCACUGUUCUUCCCCCUCCCCGUGCCAUCAAGGCAGCUAUUCUAAAGAUGGAUAACUCUAUCAUGAAUAAAGAAGGAAUAGAGAAAAUUUUGAAUACCAUGAUUCCAACAGAAGAAGAAAAGUCCAAGAUCCUGGAGGCCCAGAUGGCCAACCCUGACAUCCCCCUGGGCACAGCUGAACAAUUCCUUCUCACCCUCUCUUCCAUAUUUGAACUAGAAGCACGACUCAAGUUGUGGCUCUUUAAGUUAGACUAUGAACUGUUAGAACAGGAAAUAGCAGAGCCUUUGAUGGAUCUCAAGAAAGGAAUCUCUGAACUCCAGAAGAACAAAACUUUCAGGUGUAUUCUCUCUGGUAUACUAGCAAUGGGAAAUUUUCUAAAUGGAGCAGCUAUCCAUGCCUUCAGUGUGGAGUUCUUGCAGCGUGUGCCAGAGAUCAAAGACACCGUCCACAAGCACUCACUGCUGCACCACCUGUGUUCACUCAUCAUUGAGCAGUUCCCUGAUUCUACAGACCUGUACUCAGAGAUUGGGCCCAUCACAAGAUGUUCCAGGAUUGACUGGGAUGAAUUGUCCCGCAAGCUUGACAAAAUGGAAUAUGAUUGUAAAGCCUCAUGGGAUCACCUUCGUGCCAUAGUCAAGCAUGACGGCAGCUCUACAGAUCUCAAGGGAAAGAUGUCAUUAUUCCUAGCAGACGCAGCAGAGAGAAUCAUGAUAUUACACAUAAUCAACAAGAGAAUCCUCAACAGAUACAACAAACUGCUGCUGUACCUGGGGUUUGCUGUCCAUGAUGCUAGAGAGAUGAAGAUCAACACAUUCUGUAAAGUGAUCAGUGAGUUUGCUCUAGAGUACAGGACCACCAGGGACAAGGUCCUGCAGAUGUUACAGAAGAAAGCCAAUCAAAGGGAGAGGAAGAAGACGAGGGGGAAGAUGAUUGUAGACACUGAAAACUUCAAGAACAAAGAUGCACAUAAUGAUGAUGCCUUGAGUGCAAUACUGAAGAAUGGCUACACAAGUGCUGAUGAGAGGGGCUUGCCAGGACAGAGAAGUCGAAGGAAAUUGGAUGCCCGUUCCAUGGGAUCAAGAGGUGGCAUGACGACAGACUCAGACAUGUAUGACACAGGUGACGACGAGAUCCUCGAGGCUUGUGUUAGGACAGCGACCGCACCCACAUCCAGACCACAGAGGGAGCGCAAGAGGUCGCGCAGUCAAAGAAAGUCUUUGAGGCGAACAUUAAAAGGUGGAUUGGAUCCUGAGGCCAUGAUGGUAGUUGGAUCAUUUGCUGACCAGGUGUAGGAGCAGCUGACCCAAGGCCUGAUGUACAAGUCACUACUUGUUGUUUUUUUUCUCUGUCUAACAAAGGCACCAACAAAUGUUUCCUUGUAUUUCUGCUUUGUUGUGGCUGCUGCCGAUUUGUCUUGUUUGUAUGAGGGAGGUAACCCUGUCUGCUAAUACUUCUGCUAAUUUGUCCUCAUCUGUUAAGACAAGUUGUAGACCUUUGGGAGAAGAAAGUUUUGGGGAAAGCUGUCAGGUUUUCUAGUCUUUCAUUUAACUGAUGGACACAUUUUUUUUUACGUUAAUUCUUUCUUAACUAUGCAAAUUCUUAACCCAGUCUUGUUAUUUUAUUGAAUAAUUAAGAUUGCCAUGAAAGAUUAAUAUUACUACCAAUUUUCGACAUUUUAUGAAAUUUUUACCAAACAUCAACUUUAAUUUUAAAGUUGGAUGUUUGCUUCAGGUUGUAAUAGAAUUUUGUUUUUAAAUUGCCAUAUAUUGCGUGGCGUUGUGGACGACAUAAAUAGGUAUGCACCAAGUUCCUGUGUUGACGUGCAAUAUCUCUUCCAGCUCAAUCGCGGCUUAGACUAUUUCUCUGUUGUGCAGAUUCAAGUUCAGGACUGCCAGCUCUGUUGUGUUAUAUUUUUUUUGAGUGAUAAUGAAACUGGUGAAUGUUCACACCCACUGUUGUUCCUAAUAUUUCCUGUCUCAAUGUAAAAACAAACAAAAUGAUGCUUCUCAUUUUUCGCACUGUACAUUUUUUUAAAGUCAUCUUUUUUUACACUAAUUUAUUGAUUUUAAUGAUGUAGGUGUAUAGCAGUUUGUGUUGUAUUAUGUAGAAUGAGCUUUUUUUUUAUUGUAGGUAACCUCAUGCUUGUUUUUAUUGACCCUGUUACAUCCAAUUUAUUUUCAACAUUUUCAGUUGCCAUUUUUACUUUAGCAUAAUCUUUUCAUUCAAAUAAAUAACAACAUGUCAUUAGAUUUUUGUUAACUUCAACAAGUACAUGUUUUUCUCCAAUUUGAAGUUAUUCCAUUCUUUGUUUACAUUUUUGUCGUUGCUCGCUCGACGAACCAAAAAACUGUUAACCUAGUCAUUUAAAAAAUUGUUCAACAUUAAAUCUUCAGCUACAGAUUUAUUGACAAAGAGAAUUCACUAUUCAUUUAGUUUUAUUUCCUUACAAAGUGAAUAUCAAACAAUAACAGAGAAUGAAUUUUGUUCAAAUAUGGUUUGCUAUAAAUUGUUUUUAAUUUAUUUUUUCUCUGUGCAAUGGCUAUUUAAAACUGUAACCUACCACAUAAACCUGACUCUAACCUGACCACUCGCUGUACCAACAUUCAUUCAACACUUGUUAAUCCUGAAACAACUCAGCCUAAUCCAUACAUUUUAGGAUAGGUCAUCGGCUUUCAUGAACACCAUCUUUUUAAAAUCAAAUUAUAAUACCAUCAACAUCAGCUGCAGAAAUUAGUUUUUUGAAUAUGCAAAACUAUAACAACCUUCUGUAGGGGUUUGAGCUGUCUGUAACAUGUAAAUAGUUCAAGUUGUGUAGAUUCAACUUUUUCACAGCCGUCCAUUUUUUCAACCUUGAACUAUCUCUCUCCUGUAUCACAUUCUUCUAUGCAAAACACAUUUUUAAUGCAAAUCUAAAAUAUUUUUACAUUUUUUAACCUUAUAAAAAUUUCACAGAUUUUAAAAAAAUAUUUUUAACUUUUUUAAAAACAUAUUUUGAAAAAUUUUUAACAAUUCAUUUUUAAAAUCUGUUACUAGAAAGAUAUGUAUUUUAUCUUAAUGUACUUUAAUUACCUGUUUCAUUAAUAAAUACAAAAUGUUCUUCUAGUUAAUCAAAUCCUUGCUCUGCUGUUUUAAUUAGUUUUAGUGAAAUUGUUUUAAAACUUUUCACCAUAUUUAAAUUGUAUAGUAGUGUACAACUGUAUUGAAGGGCAAGGUUUUAGAUGUUACAUCCAGUCUUCAAAUCUAGACUGUUAUUUGUUAUGACAACUAGACAACCAAAAAUUUGGAGCAGAUAUGAUAGCAACAAAGUUUAAUAAUGAUUUUUAACUGCUGAUGACUAUAACAAUACAAAUUAGCUGAUGUUAAUGGAAAUUCUUAACUGCUGAUGUAUACUAAAACCAACUAGCUAAUUUUGAAUGAGAUUUUCAACUGCUGAUGACUACAACCCUGCCAAACAGCUGAUGUUCCUAGCUUGAAUAUCAAAGCUUAUGUGUACUGCUGAAGGAAUGAUAAUUUAUUAUGACAAAAACUUAAAAAGAUGUGGCAUUGUUUAUGAUGAGUGUAUUAUAUUAUCAAUGUUUUAUUUAUCUCUGUAUAUCUGCAGCAUUGUAUUAAAUUCAUUACACUACCAGCCUGCAAAUGGGUGUGACGCAUAUUUCUGGAAUCUGCCUGGCAUAUUUCACCAGCCUGUUCUACAGAGGGGCAGCCUUGCAUGGCUGUCUUCCUCUAGCUUAGAACUCUCAGUCUAGCAUGGCUGCCUUCCUCUAGCUUAGAACUCUCAGUCUAGCUCGUUACAUCACGUUUGUCUUUAAUUUACCUGUAUUAGAUACCUGUAUUAGUGAAUUUUUCCGAGGUUUUUUUGUUUUGUUUAUUCGAUGCAUGAUAACGGUGUAGUGAUGCCAAGGCAGGUGCCAGAACCAAGAGUCUAACAAUAUUUAUUUUGUCAUGUUACUAAAUUUGUUACAACUUUAAGGUGAAAAUAAAAUGGCUAAGAUUCAAUCAGAAACACCAGUUCAUGUAUUUUUACACAAAAAAAAAAAAAAAUUUAAAUGAAAUCUUAAAAAAACUACAGGUGUACUGUACAGGUGCACUGCACAGGUGCACUAUUUGUUGACCCCCUGCUUGAACCAUAUACAGUUGUUGUAUAUACAGUUCAAUGUUUCUGUUUUCACAUUUGCCUUUUUCUAUUCAAGAUGAAAACAAAAAUAUAUUUAUUGUUUUACUUAAUUAAAAAAAAAAAUUAACAUUAAGUUCUACACAAGAUUGUAAUGAGUUCAUGUUAUAAAUAAUUUGUUCUAAUC
Physella acuta is the source of this 10843-nucleotide messenger RNA. Its product is annotated as FH1/FH2 domain-containing protein 3. The record is from RefSeq and is a predicted model, not a curated record. NCBI's taxonomy places the organism in Eukaryota, Metazoa, Mollusca, Gastropoda, Physidae. Gene Ontology annotation, cellular component: cytoplasm; cytoskeleton. Gene Ontology annotation, biological process: cortical actin cytoskeleton organization. Gene Ontology annotation, molecular function: actin filament binding.